Messenger RNA from Pseudophryne corroboree (corroboree frog), 1895 nucleotides. RefSeq names its product tubulin beta-2 chain. Gene Ontology annotation, cellular component: cytoplasm; microtubule. The coding region runs from base 271 to 1608 and encodes 445 amino acids. The record is from RefSeq and is a predicted model, not a curated record. Gene Ontology annotation, biological process: mitotic cell cycle; microtubule cytoskeleton organization. The transcript is spliced from 4 exons. Lineage: Eukaryota; Metazoa; Chordata; Amphibia; Anura; Myobatrachidae. Gene Ontology annotation, molecular function: GTP binding; GTPase activity; structural constituent of cytoskeleton.
CCCAUUACAUCAUCCAGCCCAGGAACAAGUGGAAGUGAAUGGAAGAGCGAUGAUGCCGGUGUCCUCAGGAGAGUUGCGGAGGGAGGGAUCAGCAUACUCCCCAUCCCGCAUAUAUAAGGGCGAAGACGGGGGACCUGGCAGCUCACACACCAUCACCCGGCGGCAGUGCACAGGAGCCAGGGAAGCCAAAAAACAAGAAAGGGCUGAAACAUCCGCACAAAGAAACCGCAACUAAUACCCCGAGCUUCCCUGCAUCACCCAGACACAGCCAUGCGUGAGAUCGUGCACCUCCAAGCCGGCCAAUGUGGGAACCAGAUCGGCGCAAAGUUCUGGGAAGUCAUCAGUGAUGAACACGGCAUUGAUCCAACUGGUAGUUACCAUGGAGACAGUGACCUGCAACUGGAAAGAAUCAAUGUAUAUUAUAAUGAAGCCACGGGUAAUAAAUUUGUACCACGCGCAAUCCUUGUGGAUUUGGAACCCGGCACAAUGGAUUCUGUAAGAUCAGGACCAUUUGGACAGAUAUUUAGACCAGACAACUUUGUAUUUGGACAGAGUGGUGCAGGAAACAACUGGGCCAAAGGUCACUACACCGAAGGGGCUGAGCUGGUGGAUUCUGUUCUAGAUGUAGUGAGGAAGGAAUCUGAAAGCUGUGAUUGCCUACAGGGUUUUCAGCUGACCCACUCAUUGGGUGGUGGCACUGGCUCCGGUAUGGGUACACUGCUCAUCAGCAAGAUUAGGGAAGAGUACCCAGACCGAAUCAUGAACACAUUUAGUGUGAUGCCAUCACCCAAAGUCUCAGACACUGUGGUUGAACCAUACAAUGCCACCCUCUCUGUGCACCAGUUGGUGGAAAACACAGAUGAAACCUACUGCAUAGACAAUGAAGCCCUCUAUGAUAUCUGCUUCCGCACUUUAAAGCUAACAACACCAACGUAUGGUGACCUCAAUCAUCUGGUAUCUGCUACAAUGAGUGGGGUAACAACUUGCCUUCGCUUCCCAGGCCAACUGAAUGCAGACUUGCGAAAACUGGCUGUCAACAUGGUGCCUUUUCCACGACUGCACUUUUUUAUGCCCGGUUUUGCCCCACUAACAAGCCGUGGCAGCCAGCAAUACCGUGCACUGACGGUGCCAGAACUUACACAGCAAAUGUUCGACUCCAAGAACAUGAUGGCAGCUUGUGACCCCCGCCAUGGUCGCUACCUCACAGUGGCUGCUAUUUUCCGAGGAAGAAUGUCCAUGAAGGAGGUUGAUGAGCAAAUGCUUAAUGUCCAAAAUAAAAACAGCAGCUACUUUGUUGAAUGGAUCCCUAACAAUGUGAAAACCGCAGUGUGCGACAUUCCACCACGAGGCCUCAAAAUGUCUGCCACAUUUAUUGGCAAUAGCACAGCCAUUCAAGAGCUGUUUAAGAGAAUCUCGGAGCAGUUUACAGCUAUGUUCAGAAGAAAAGCCUUCUUACACUGGUACACAGGUGAAGGAAUGGAUGAGAUGGAAUUCACUGAAGCCGAAAGCAACAUGAACGACCUGGUUUCAGAGUACCAACAGUACCAAGAUGCCACUGCAGAUGAGCAAGGAGAAUUUGAAGAGGAAGGAGAAGAAGAUGAAGCUUGAUGGCAAGAAAAGGCUUGUGUUUUUAGAAAACAAAGAAAAGGCACAAUUUAUAAGUAGCCAGUAUGUCUGCCGCGACAUUUGUGUCCAAGCAUGUGUUUAUUUUCUAUUGUCAAAGAAGUCAGGAUCAGUUUUUGUUACCUUAACAAUAUCAAAGUAACAGUUGAUGUUUUAGACUCUUCUAAUUCAUGAGAAGACCUAUGCUAUGUUUAGGAGGCUGUAGAAGUGAUUUGAAUGCAAUUAGAUGUUGUUGCACUGGAUGAGAUCAUAAAACAAAGUAUUUGUGUGAA